AUGACCAUCAACCAAUCCAGGCAAUAGUAUUCUACAAAGUACUAGUAAUCUGUGAUCAAAGUUCUCGAAUUCAUGGAGUGGAAAGUCUUAAAAAAUGCCAAAUAAAUCAAAAAAAGAUAAGGUUCCAGAAAAAGUGAAAUCAGCUGGAAAAAAUGGUGAUGGUAAAGAAAAUGCUGAAAAUUCAGAAGAGAUGACAAACUCAAGUAAUGAACAAAACAACAAAAUGCCAAAUAAUACUCCUCCUCCCACACAACUUACCAAGAUCAAGUGUGCUGGACCUACGCUAAUUAAAAAAGAUAAACGACAAACAUCAUCAAGGUUUAACACCUCAAAAAACAGAGAAUUGCAGAAACUUCCUUUAAUAAAGGAUGCAUCUCCGACAGAGCGAGAGGAACUGUUUGGCCAGAAAAUUUUGCAGUGCUGCGUUCUAUUUGACUUUUUGACAGACCCUUUAAGUGACCUCAAAUGGAAGGAAGUUAAAAGAGCUGCCCUUCAUGAAAUGGUCGAGUACAUCACAACUCAGAGGAAUGUUAUAACAGAACCCAUUUAUCCUGAAGUGGUCCAAAUGUUCUCUGUAAAUGUGUUUAGAACUUUGCCUCCAUCUUCAAAUCCUAAUGGUGCAGAGUUCGAUCCUGAAGAGGAUGAACCAACACUAGAAGCAGCAUGGCCACACUUACAGCUUGUCUAUGAAUUCUUUUUGAGGUUUCUGGAAUCUCCAGACUUUCAACCAAACAUUGCUAAACGGUAUAUAGACCAGAACUUUGUUUUACAGUUGUUAGAGCUGUUUGAUAGUGAAGAUCCCAGGGAGAGAGAUUUCCUGAAGACAACCUUACAUAGGAUAUAUGGAAAGUUUCUGGGUCUUAGAGCAUACAUUAGGAAACAGAUUAACAAUAUUUUUUAUAGAUUCAUUUAUGAAACAGAACAUCACAAUGGAAUUGCAGAGUUGUUAGAAAUUUUAGGAAGUAUCAUCAAUGGGUUUGCUUUACCACUAAAAGAAGAACAUAAAGUGUUUCUGUUAAAAGUGCUAAUGCCUCUUCACAAAGUGAAAUCUCUUGGUGUGUAUCAUCCUCAGUUAGCGUAUUGUGUUGUGCAAUUCCUGGAGAAAGAUGCAAAUCUUACAGAGCCAGUAAUAACAAGUUUGUUAAAGUUCUGGCCAAAAGUGCACAGCCCAAAAGAAGUCAUGUUUCUCAGUGAAUUAGAAGAAAUCCUGGAUGUAAUAGAACCAGCAGAAUUCACCAAAGUUAUGGUUCCAUUAUUUAGACAGAUCGCUAAAUGUGUUUCAUCUCCACAUUUUCAGGUUGCAGAACGAGCUCUGUACUACUGGAACAAUGAAUACAUCAUGAGUUUAAUUAGUGAUAAUGCUAGUGACAUUCUUCCAAUUAUGUUUCCAGCACUGUAUAGGAACUCGAAGUCACACUGGAACAAAACCAUCCAUGGAUUAAUCUACAAUGCCCUGAAGUUGUUUAUGGAGAUAAACCAGAAGUUGUUUGAUGAAUGUGUGCAGAACUAUAAGCAGGAGCGACAAAAUGAGAAACACAGAAACAAGGAUAGAGAAGAAGCCUGGGCAAAAAUAGAAACAUUAGCAUUAAAUAAUCCAAAGUAUAGUGAUUUGAACAAAGGAGGGACAGUCCAGCAACAAGAAGAAACGACUACAUUAACUCCAGUCGACGAAGAUGAUGUGUUACAAAUCACAAAGUUGGGUUCUCAAGCAAAUGAGGUUAAGAAAAUGGUAAGAAAAGAGAAACCUUUGUUGCGUAGGAAAUCUGAACUUCCUCAAGAUACACUAACACUAAAAGCACUUAACAACCACAAGAGACCCAAUGAAUAUCUACAACCUGCAGCAUCAGAAAGUAGCUGAACUAACUAGGAACAGACAACCUGCCUACACAUUCCUGAGAACCACUUUCUGUACUGAUCUCUCUACUUCCUUCCCUAGAACAGUGAUUAGAACAGCAAUAUUAACUUGAGAUGUUCAGAAAAUGGUGACGUUUUGUAGAGUUUUCUUCUGGAACAAUUAUUUGUGUAUAUUAAUUUUCAAGGAAACUGGAAACAUUGUUAUAAAUUAAGUAAAACUUAUUAUUCUCGUAAAAUCUUGUGUUAAUGUUACUUAUAUUAAAAAACUCGUCUAAAACUUCAGUCUGUCAGUAUAUUACAAACUUGUGUUUUCAGAACAAAUAACGGAACAUUUUGUGUGUGAAAAAAAACUGACAUUUUUAAUUAAGUUUUAAUCAGGGUUAGGAUGAAUUUCAGUGUUUUACCUUUUUAACAUGCAGAUUUCAGGAAGGUGUUGAAUGCAUGUAGUAAAUGUGAAACUGACAUGUGGAUUGCAAAUAAAAUAGAAAACUCCACACAAGAUAAGGUGAAAGGACGUAAUGUAUAGUGUAGCAAACUGCUCCUUGUUUUGUUUGUUUUUAUAAUGCCCUAUAUUAUCCAAAUGAUUGGAUUUCGCAUGUUACUUAAUACAAUAACCCAGGAAGUAUGUCUAGUGCCAUGGGACUUACAAAUUGUUUAAGUACAAAAACAUCAUUGAUAGAUGCUUACAGCUUAAGUUUUGUGCAACAGAUAAACAACAUGAGAAUGUAAAAACAGUAUUUAAACAUUGUAAUUCUUAGAUCCUGUAUUAGAUGCUAGUUUUUGUACUGUUUUGGGUAAGGAAAAAGGAUAAGAGCUAGAAUAAAUAAUAGAAUUUAAAGCACGAAUGUAAAUAGAGUACACAUAUUGACAAAGGUAAGAUGAAACAAAAGUAAGAGCUGUUUUGAAAUGUUGAAAGACAUUAAUUUGCUUUAUAAAGCAUACCAGUUUUAACUGUACUUACAUGGAGUAUUAAAAUGUGAGUUUCACAGCUGUGUUUAUGCUGAUACUGUGCUAAUGAGGUAAUAAAAAAAUAUUUAAAAGUUGU
Messenger RNA from Limulus polyphemus (Atlantic horseshoe crab), 2899 nucleotides. RefSeq names its product serine/threonine-protein phosphatase 2A 56 kDa regulatory subunit gamma isoform-like. Lineage: Eukaryota; Metazoa; Arthropoda; Merostomata; Xiphosura; Limulidae. The record is from RefSeq and is a predicted model, not a curated record. Gene Ontology annotation, cellular component: nucleus; cytosol; protein phosphatase type 2A complex. Gene Ontology annotation, biological process: protein dephosphorylation; signal transduction. Gene Ontology annotation, molecular function: protein phosphatase activator activity. The coding region runs from base 95 to 1858 and encodes 587 amino acids. The transcript is spliced from 16 exons.